Pundamilia nyererei is the source of this 1845-nucleotide messenger RNA. RefSeq names its product cell division cycle 123 homolog (S. cerevisiae) (gene cdc123). NCBI's taxonomy places the organism in Eukaryota, Metazoa, Chordata, Actinopteri, Cichliformes, Cichlidae. Gene Ontology annotation, cellular component: cytoplasm. The record is from RefSeq and is a predicted model, not a curated record. The coding region runs from base 90 to 1118 and encodes 342 amino acids. The transcript has 14 exons.
CUACAUGUGCACCAUGAAAAUGAUUCCCUGAGCGAAAACUUAUGGCACGAUUUUUAAUUGUACCAACAGCUAACUAAUGAUAUUGCAGCAUGAAGAAGGAGCAAGUUGUCAACUGUCAGUUUUCGGUUUGGUAUCCGAUAUUUAAGAAACAUACGAUUAAAAGUCUGAUUCUUCCACUGCCUCAGAAUGUAAUAGACUAUUUACUGGACGAUGGGACACUGGUAGUCUCUGGAAGUGAUCACAACACACAGCAGACACAAACUAACAACAGCGACUCAGAUGCAGAGGAAGACAUUCAGUGGUCAGACGAUGAAACAACUACAACAGUCACUGCUCCUGAGUUUCCAGAGUUCACCUCUAAAGUGCUGGAGGCCAUAAACAGCCUGGGUGGGCGUGUAUUCCCUAAACUCAAUUGGAGCGCACCACGGGAUGCGAACUGGAUUGCUCUGAACAGCUCCCUGCAGUGUCGCAGCCUCAGUGAUAUAUUUCUGCUCUUCAAAAGUUCCGACUUCAUCACGCAUGACCUCACGCAGCCAUUCCUUCAAUGCAGCGACCAGGACUCCCCAGACCCAGUCAUCAACUAUGAGCUGGUACUGAGGAAGUGGAGUGAGCUGAUUCCUGGCGGAGAGUUUCGCUGCUUUGUCAAAGAAAACAAACUGAUCGCUAUCUCCCCGAGAGACUACACGCAGUAUUACCAGCACAUCCUGAAGCAGGAGGAGCAGAUAAGCCAGGCCAUUCAGGACUUCUUCAGCCAGCACAUCCAGUACAACUUCCUGGAUGAAGACUUUGUGUUUGAUGUUUACAGAGACAGCCAGGGGAGGGUGUGGCUCAUCGACCUGAACCCAUUCGGAGAGGUGACUGACUCGCUGCUGUUCACCUGGGGCGAGCUGACGUCUGGAGAGGUCGCAGAGCAGCAGGAAGGCCCGGCGUUCCGCUACACCACCAGCGAGGUGACGGUGCAACCCAGCCCCUGUCUGAGCUACAGAAUUCCACGGGACUUUGUCGACCUCUCCACAGGAGAGGAUGCAUACAAACUUAUCGACUUCCUCAAGCUGAAGAAAAGCCAACAGGAAGAGUCUGAGGAGGAGGAGGAAGAGCAGGAGAACGCGCCACAGUGACAUCAGCGUCAUCGGCUCUCCAUAUAAAAUCUGCAUGAAGUGACUCUUCACCCUCUCUUCUGUUUCAGCACCAGUUCCUUCUACUUUUUUUUUUUUUUUUUAAAUCUCAGAAUGGUACGCGGUGUACCCGGGAUUUCCUAAAUAGCUCCUUCACAUUACUCGAAUGGAGCAUGUUAAAUUAGCAGAUCGCGUUACCCGUUCCUUAGGGACUCAUUUCCUUCGACACUGCCUAGCGCCUUAUUGCCGAUCUUAAUAGAGGCCUCUGCCGUGUCCAGGGGUUGGUUAUUUCACUUUUUGACUGUGUUACUGUAAAAUGAUGUAUUCAUUAACAAUGUAAAGAAUGUUUGCUUUUAUACUUUGAGCCUGUGGAGUAGUCUGUGUAUCUGUAUCACAUCUCAAAACAGUCUCUCUGGGUUUGAAAUCAAUUUGAUACACACACACACACACACACACACACACACAGUGUCAGUUUGUUUCUUUACCUAUGGGGCUGACAGACUUCUCUAUUUAACACUAAAGCCCUUCAUCACUGAGUCACCUUUAAUUUUCUUGCCAGAAAUCCCAGCUCCUCCAUCUUUCCCUGCCAAUUUCCUCUGAGCAGUUUUGACACAGUCAUUGCUCCCAGCGCUCAUUUGGAGUCCUGUUAUUUCUUUUUUCUCUCUCCCCUCAUCACGCAUCAAUGUAGACUGUUGCUCCAAAGAACACCAUUAAACUUCUUUGUCGUGUA